AUGUCCUAUGACGGCUACAACCAGUACUCUCCUUAUUGGCAGCAAACGGCAGGGCAUACCCCCCUUCAGAACGCUGGUCAAAAUGUUGGGCAACCAGGAAACUCCUUCCAACCGCUGAGUGCUUAUCAGAAUAAUCAGCAACCUUCACAGUCUUCCGUUGCUCAACCAGCUGGGAAUUCUUCUGGUGCAUACGAUAGCCAAGGAUAUGGGAACAUGAACACGAACAUGGACGGAGCCGGAAAUGGGCGGCUUCAAGGCUUUAGGGCGGGCUAUACCAAUGCGAACGAUCGUGCGUCAAUUGACGGGGCGACGGCUCUGGGCAAUCUUGCGUAUGCGUCAAGUCUGGGACGGGAUAGCGCAAUACAGCAGGUGGCCAAUAACAACCGGCAGCAAAGUAACGCAAAUUACGGCACUGCGAGUCCUUAUGGAGUCGGCUCUGCUCCAAAGAUACAGUAUCGGACCGGCGAUGAGCGGAGAGACAGUCGUGGCUCUUCAAGAGAGGAGAAUACAAGAUCGCAACAAGCUACGGCUUCUCCUUCCUUCGGUUAUAGUACGAACAAUGUUGCGUAUCACGGGUCAAGUGCCGGCAGCAAUACGCAAGCUCAACCACAAUUCUCGCAACAAUCACGAUCCUCUACUGAGCAGCUCAGAAAUCAAUACUCUCAACCAUCACGACCGCUCAGUGGCCAAGCAAUGCAGCAAUCCCAUUCAGUGUCAGGCUCUCAAGCCGCACCUUCACCUACGCUACCGGCCACUCAAAGUACGCCAAAUCAAGCUCAAGUGAGCAAGAGUAGUGGCAGCGUACGUGGGAAAGAACAGACCAGAGUGCACACCCCGCAGACUGACAAGCGACAAUCAUCUUCUCAAGUUUCCAAAGGACCGACUCAAAAACCGCAAGUUCCACAAGCUACUGCAAAUCCGCCAGUAGAAAGUGCCACCAAGGAAAAGGCAGCGGCAUAUGCAUCAACCAAGGAAACGGCGGCAAAGCGAAUCAACGAAGUUCGUCAGUCCCCUGCCAUAGAUACAAGGCGUGACCAAGCUAGCACGCCUGCAACGCCUGCGGCACCACAGUACACUACCGUUGAUCCCUCUCAAGUCUUCAAUCAUUUUGAGUACUCACGGCGGCAAGCUGCUGCUGCUGUGGAGGCUGCAGCCGCCAAACAAGCUGCAGAGGAAGCGGAGGCUGCAAGAUUUGCUGCGACACAACCCAAGCCAGCUACACCACAGAUCGAUGGGACCGAACCAGAUUCAGCCAAGAAGGAUCAGAUGGAGUUGGAGAUGAAGCAGAUGAUCGAGAAAAUGCGCGAUUACAAGGCUAAAGAUCCUUCACUGUUCACGCAAAUCUGGGAGCAAGUGAAAAAGAGCCAGCCUCCUCAACGCGCUCCUUCACAAUCGCUUCAAGGCUCGGCUACAUCGCCCAUAGUGGUAAAUGGCCAAUUGCCCAGUCCUAGUCUGAUGCAGAGUCAACUUCCACCUGAAUCUGACUUACCGGAGGGCGAUGAGUUCCCCCCAGGCUUUGAUCGAGGGCGUUUCCCUGCCCAGCGUCGGAGACGAGGCGGUAGUAUGAAAGUUCCUACAAGCAGAAAAUCGGUCACGCCAAAAGGCUCCACUGAGCCGGCUGCUGGGAAUCACUUUGUUGGAAAUCACGAGAGUCCGGUACCACCAGAGAUUGCCAUUCCCACGCCAAAAGUUGGUCAGAUAUUUCCAGAUCCUGGAAGUCAGUCAAUGCAGCAGGCCAUGCAACAAUUCCAGCAGAACUCCAAGUCACCUGUGGUCAAAGCCCAGCAAACACCAGGGUUCAGUACGCAAGCUACGACGAAAACUUCGACACGCCCAACAAAGGUAACAGCGUUGACAGCGCCCCCUUCUCAACCUGUGCCAGCUCAACCAGCGCCGCCUCCGAAGCCCGGAGGGACGUAUUGGCCUGAGAGCAAGAAGAAAUCUUUGGCGGAAGCUGCACGAAUUGCUUUGACAUCAGCACCCCCCAACCAGGGGAAACCCAUAACUACCCAGGAGAUUCAUGAGCUUCUGGACCAGAACCCCAGCUAUAAUCAAAUGUGUGAGAUACUUGAGUAUAGAGGCUUUGUCAUCGAUCGGGGUCAAUUCGCUCGCGUCUUGCUGAAGGCUGUUCCUGACCUAGGAUCUGCCUCUACUUCAGCUAAUGCUGCGUCGUCCAGUACCGCCAGUGCUACUCGUGCCACGCCGACUAAUACUACCCCCACUGUUACUGCUUCAAAUGAUAAUACCGAUACCACUACCACCAAAGCUACCUCAGCUACGCCUACUGCAGGUUCUAUCGCAAACAUCGUCAAAGCGACUUCUAACGAAUCAGCAGCUCAAACGAACAAACCCCAGCCCCUGCCAUAUUCUGUACCUCCAGCGGCAGCUUUUCAGGCUCGGAAUGGGUACGCUACUCCUUACGCUCCUACCCCUCCAAACCCCGAGCAAGCCAGCGAAGGAAAUCGAAGUAAUGGAUUUGCCCGAGACUAUCGCUUUGUUAAUCCUGCAUCUUGGACAAUAAAUGAGCCACGCCAUUUUCCUAGUGUCCCAGCUCAAGGUCGCCCGAACGAACCAGCGUUGCACUCCCACCUACCGUUCUCACAUUAUCAGCAACCAGGACCGAUCAAUGGGCAAGUCUUAGAUCAGAACGGAGCGAUUCAUCCAAACGGCUUCGUCCAUCAUCAUCCGACUAAACGAGAGAUGGCUCGAAAGAGAAGUUUUGGAGAAAUCGUCGAUCUGACGCAAAUGCUAUCAGACGACGAAGAGCUCGAGCGCCAUAAACAGAAACCUCGAAUUGAUAAUGAGGUUGCAUCAGGUACCGACAAGUCCGUCAAAAACAUCUUCAAUCUUGUCGCUCAGCGGCAACAAAAUAUUGGUAGAACUACGCCAAAGCCUUUCAAGUACAAGUACUCCGGACGAGAUGCUUUGCUACAAUCCUAUGAUAUCGUAGAGCCCAUCUACAAGCGACGGGAUGCUUUACGACGCUCUACCUACAACCCCAAAACAAUAGCCAGAGAUUUUUUACUUAGUCUUGGAAAACACCCGACCAUGGCUCCACUCAAUGCACAUCUUGAUGGAUUGAGGGAAAGAUUUAAAGCUGUUGACUAUGAGUCGGAUCUAAGUACAUUCAGAUGGGAUCUUGUAGAUCCUGAAGGCGAGGCUAACGCAGAAACUUUUGAUACGGAUGACGAGGUAGUCCCCGCUGUAGCUGUCACCCGUCAACGUCCAGCUCCAUUGGCCGUGAUGGUUGCCGGUGAUGGCGGGGAUAAAGUCAAGGACGAUCAGGCUCAUUCUCGCACGCUUGAUCCCAAGGGGAAACCGUAUAAGAGAGGACCAUAUAAGAAAUCAGGCAUCCGAUCCGGAAUACAACCAAUUGGUUCUGCGGAUACACCACAACGACAGUCAUCCGAAGGCCCACCUCGUGCUCAAAACGUGGGCAGUAUGAUGAACACCAAUACGGCAGACUUGUCUCGAUUUGCGUAUAACAGCCCCUCCACAGCGCAGACGGAUUUGACAACGUUAAACGCAUCAAGCUCGAGUACUCCCGGUAGCGUAACCAAGCGUAAAGGGCGACCGCCUGGCGCGAAGAAUAAGCAGGUUCGCCCCGACAAGGGGAUACCGAAGAAGACCAAGACUCUCAUCGUGGGUCAAACACCUUCGGCAGCAAAAGCAAAAACAUCAGACAAAGAGAUAGUAGGCAACACACCUCCAGUUGGAAGUUUCUCAGUUGGAAAGCCGAGCGCUCCAAUUCCCACAGCCACACCGUCUACGCCAAGCGGUCUUAGACAUUCCAUAAGUGUCAUGACGCCAACAGAUGGUAUCGCUGUCGUCAUUCCAUCUCGCUCGCCAAGUGUUGUCAUUGUUACUCCUCAGGCUUCUGCGAAAAAAGGCGAAACGAAAAAGGCAGAGGAUCUUUCUAACGGUACGCGUUCUUCUGCGCCUUCAUACACCAUGUAUCGAUGUCGUUGGGAGAAUUGUCCCGCAGAAUUACAUAGUCUCGAGACCUUGAAAAAGCACGUCAGGAAACACCGCCGAGCUAUAGAUGACGUCUACCCAUGUUUAUGGGCUGACUGCUCCGAUAGCAGCAACCCCAUAUCAAAUAACACGCAGACUGAAGACGGCCAGCAUAGGCGUUUGAAGUUCAAGACAGAUGAGGAAUGGGUCAAGCACGUAGGGAACAACCACUUGAGGACUAAAUGGGAACUUCUGCAGGAAGCUAGUGUGAAACUUUCUGAUGUCGAGUCUUCUGAUCGCUUGAGCGAAAACAAAAUCCACGAUCGACAAGCAACAUCUGAAGCCAAGGGCCCUGCUGUGCCUGUCUCGCCCGUCCAGGACGACAACGAGCUUGAUAAAAUGCGGGCAGAGUUCAACGCACACUGA
Letharia lupina is the source of this 4380-nucleotide messenger RNA. RefSeq lists its product as uncharacterized. Bases 1 to 4380 code for a protein of 1459 amino acids. The transcript has 3 exons. The record is from RefSeq and is a predicted model, not a curated record. Lineage: Eukaryota; Fungi; Ascomycota; Lecanoromycetes; Lecanorales; Parmeliaceae.